AUGGCAGCAAACACAACAACAAGCGCAGUGCGAAUAGCAAGACGCUUGCAUAUCUCAUCGUCGCAGCCACUCAGUAGCAGAACUACAAUUGCGCAAGCUACUGCUGCGCGACAGCAACCAUUUGCCUCUUUCUCAGUCUCGCCGACAAUACAAAAAUCACAGCAAUCUUUCCGCGAUGCACCCCGGAGGCUACAGCCGCUUGGAGAGCUGCCAGCCCUAUGUACCACAUUCACUCCACUCCCGCCACUAAUACACAGCGGUCGGAGAUACGCAACGGACACCCACAACAACAAGCCAACCGGCCAAACAAAUCACGACAGAAAUCACCACCAAGGACGCGAUAAAUCAAACAGCAGCUCUCAUGAUGGCCCCAGACGCAACGACCAGGGCAAGUUCACCCUCUACGCUGGCGUGAGCCUUGUGUCUGUCCUUCUUGCCCUCUCCCAACCGUUGUCCCUCGUCCACAUCGGCCACCACGACGAGCACGACAGCGGACACACCCAUGAUGGCUCAAAGGAUAUCAAUACGAGCGAUGCGCCGCCUCCACCGCCGCCCUCUACCAGCGGUGAUCAGCGGGAUCCUUCGCUGCCGCGUUUCCGCCUCGCCGACGUCCGCAAACAUGACGCCAACUCGGGUAGCCCCUGGGUCACGUCUGGCGACAAGGUCUAUGACAUUACCGACUGGGUUGCAGCGCACCCGGGCGGCGAUGUCAUCCUACGAGCCGCCGGCCACUCCAUCGAUCCGUACUGGGCCAUCUUUACCAUCCACAAGGCGCCCCAUGUCCGGGAAAUCUUGGACAGCUACCUCAUCGGUUUCGUCGAUAUGCUCGACCUAGACACCAGCGGCCAGCCCAAGAUUGCCGCCGGCGAGGCCGUCGAGGACCCGUUUGCCGACGAUCCGACGCGUGAUAAACGGCUCGUGGUCUUGACCCAAAAACCAUGCAAUGCCGAGCCCGCGCCUCCCCAGCUUGCUCGCGACUUUGCCACGCCCAACGAGCUGUUCUAUGUACGCAACCACAUGUGGGUCCCAGUCGUCGAGGGCGCCGAGGCCGACCAGCACAAACUGACAGUCGAGCUGCCGGACGGCGACGUGCGCGCGUACACGCUAGACGAACUUCGCACGCGGUUUCAGCCGCACAAGGUGACGGCCGUGCUGCAGUGCUCGGGCAACCGACGGAGCGACAUGACGCGGGCAGUGGGCAAGACAAAUGGUCUGCAGUGGGGCACCGGCGCCAUCAGCAACGCCGUGUGGGAGGGUGUGCUUCUGCGGGAUGUUUUGGCUGAUGCCGGUCUUCGCGCAGCUCGAAUCGAUGGUCGGCCAAAGGAAGAGCAUAAAAACAACAACGACAACGACGACGACGACGUACCACCCGACGGCUUGCACGUCCAGCUUACCGGCAUGGAAGCCUAUGCCGCCAGCAUCCCGCUCCCGACGGCGCUCGACCCGCGCGGCGAGGUCUUGUUGGCCUAUGCCAUGAACGGCGAGCCCUUGCCGCGCGACCACGGGUACCCGCUGCGCGCCAUUGUCCCUGGUUUCGUGGCCGCCCGGUCUGUCAAAUGGCUGUCCAAGAUUGUCGUGUCGGACGAGGAGUCGCCGAGUCAGUGGCAGCGCCGGGACUACAAGCUGUUCGGCCCCAACGAGGGCGCUGCGCCCGACUGGGAUCGGUACCCGGCAAUCCAAGAGAUGCCCGUGACGAGCGCCAUCACGGGCGUAUGGGUCGGCCAGAGCGCGAUCAACAAGGCGAUCAAAGACGGCAGUCUCCCGCAGAGGGAGACACCCACACUAUCACCCGGGCUAGGCAGCCGUGCCGCACCUGGCGUGCGCGACCUGGCGGCGUGGCAGGCAGAGUGGAAGCAGCAGCACGCCAGCCCCAAGGACAAGGACGCGACGCCCGUCACAGCCACCGGCUACGCCUACUCAGGCGGCGGCCGCGAGAUUGUGCGCGUGGACGUCAGCGUCGACGGCGGCCGCACGUGGGACCAGGCAACGCUGCUGGACCAGAAGCAGGCCCACUACGACGACGAGACCGACCGCCAAAAGGGCAACAUUGUCGCCCGCGGCCGGCGCGACUUUGCCUGGAAGCGGUGGCGGUACGACGGGCUGCUGCUAGGCGGCGACGCGUCGCCCGCCGAGGUUGUCGUCAAGGCCACCGACAACGCGUACAAUACGCAGCCGGAGCGGCACGACGGGAUUUACAAUGUGCGCGGCAACCUGGCGACGGCGUGGCACCGGGUGGCCAUUGAACGAAAUGGACGUAAGGAUGCUGUCCUGCACGGCUGCGGUUUUGACAAGGAGUGCAAGAAGUAG
Sporothrix schenckii 1099-18 is the source of this 2307-nucleotide messenger RNA. Its product is annotated as sulfite oxidase. Lineage: Eukaryota; Fungi; Ascomycota; Sordariomycetes; Ophiostomatales; Ophiostomataceae. Gene Ontology annotation, cellular component: mitochondrion. The transcript has a single exon. The coding region runs from base 1 to 2307 and encodes 768 amino acids. Gene Ontology annotation, molecular function: oxidoreductase activity; molybdenum ion binding. The record is from RefSeq and is a predicted model, not a curated record.